AUGAUGGAUGGAAAUCCUCUUCCCAUCUUUGCGUAUACUUGUUUAGGGGAGAAGUGUGGUGUGGCCUGUGAAUUAGAAGCACCGCUUAAAACGCCACGUGAGUGUCGACUUACCCCCCACCGCCAUCCGCGAAAGGCUAAUAAAACACAAGAACCCACCCACAUCCGGUUCAUAUCUCAAAAUCAAACCGCCGUUGCCAACAUGAGAAUGAAGACUUCUUUCAUCGUCUUGCUUCUCUCGUUACUCAUGUUCUUCCUUUUUACAUCAGACUCCAUUCAAGAACAGCAGCAACAACAACCUCUUCCUCUUCAUAUGAAAAUUAAGACUCUUCUCACAAAUAUCCAGUCCUACCUAUUUCCUCCCAACCUGGAUUUCAGAGGAAGCGUUAGUGUAAGCAAAGAUGAACCCAGAGUGACCGGUGCAAGUGAAACAGAAGGCGGCGCUGGGGACAAGUUUAAAGAGGCUGUCACCAAGAGCCUAGGCGAAGGGAAAGCAACCGUUGAGGAAACUGCCAAAACCGCCGCACAAAAACUCAAGGACACCUUUUCUUCCCAUCAUGAUCCCCAAGAAGACCUCUGAUCACUAUAAUGUAGAAAACAUC
Lactuca saligna is the source of this 601-nucleotide messenger RNA. Lineage: Eukaryota; Viridiplantae; Streptophyta; Magnoliopsida; Asterales; Asteraceae. The record is from the annotation of a GenBank genome assembly.